Dunckerocampus dactyliophorus (ringed pipefish) is the source of this 1000-nucleotide messenger RNA. It is a transcript of the gene nkx3-1, whose product is annotated as NK3 homeobox 1. NCBI's taxonomy places the organism in Eukaryota, Metazoa, Chordata, Actinopteri, Syngnathiformes, Syngnathidae. Bases 90 to 626 code for a protein of 178 amino acids. Gene Ontology annotation, biological process: cell differentiation; regulation of transcription by RNA polymerase II. The record is from RefSeq and is a predicted model, not a curated record. The transcript is spliced from 2 exons. Gene Ontology annotation, molecular function: RNA polymerase II cis-regulatory region sequence-specific DNA binding; DNA-binding transcription factor activity, RNA polymerase II-specific. Gene Ontology annotation, cellular component: nucleus.
UGUGGGUGGGCAUGUGUGAAGAACACGUUGCUGCUAAUAGCCUGUGACACUGAGGAGGCCUCUCACUCAUUGCAACACUGGAUGGUAAUAUGUCGGAUCCGGUCAAACCUCGGACAUCCUUCCUGAUAGAGGACAUCCUCUCCAUGAAAGACAAUGCUGGAAAAUGCUGUCCACAGACGACGGACAAAUGGGAAGAAGAAGCCAAAAAGUUAUCAGAGUCAACGUUUGUAAAGCAGACAGCUGCAUCACUGGACAAAACCUGUCCCAGCACGUCCGAGUCCGACGGCUUCCCAUCAACAGGAAAACCCAAACGCUCCCGAGCGGCGUUCACACACGUCCAAGUGCUGGAACUGGAGAAGAAAUUCAACCACCAGAAGUACCUGUCGGCCCCAGAGAGAGCCCUCCUGGCCAGCCGGUUAAGACUGACCGAGACACAGGUGAAGAUCUGGUUUCAGAACCGCAGGUACAAAACAAAGAGAAAGCAGCAAGCGUCUGAGUUCUGGAAAGACACGUACAAAGUAAAUGGACUGGACCCGACAGCGCUCAUCAGUACUUUCUGCAGGGCGUACCAGUGCAAACCAUACUUGUGGGACUAUGGGGGGCCCUGGAGACCUGUGAUGUGGUGAAAAUUACUUGAAGAUCAUCUAAUAAAAUGUUGACGAGGAAACAUGCUAUGCCACUGUGCUGUUUGAUUGCGUCACAGUAGUCUGUAUAUUUCAUAUUUUGGUCCAUGAUGUGUUCGCAUAAGUCCUUCCGUUGCAGAAAGUUAACAUUAAAUCACUUAAUAACCAUUGAUGGAUUACUAUUAUUUGAGAAUAAAUACCCUUUAUGUGAACAUUAAGACUAUAUUGGCAAUGUGCUACACCACAGGUUCUCAAACUGUGGUACGAGUACCACUGGUGUACAGAGUCUCAAUAUAGUGGUACUCAUAUUAGAGACAUACAAAUCUGAAAUAAUUGUAUAACACACAUUUAUUGACUAAAGUUUUGCUGAAAAAAUG